Dromiciops gliroides (monito del monte) is the source of this 7869-nucleotide messenger RNA. It is a transcript of the gene ZMAT3, whose product is annotated as zinc finger matrin-type 3. The record is from RefSeq and is a predicted model, not a curated record. The transcript has 6 exons. Gene Ontology annotation, molecular function: nucleic acid binding; zinc ion binding. NCBI's taxonomy places the organism in Eukaryota, Metazoa, Chordata, Mammalia, Microbiotheria, Microbiotheriidae. Bases 280 to 1143 code for a protein of 287 amino acids.
CUGUUUCCAUCCGUGUCCGGUGGCGCUGGCUUUCCUGAGCGGCGGCAGAGCCCGAGCCCGAACCGGGGCCGGAGCCGGGAGCCCGGGCUGCCGGGGAGGGCGCGAAGGCGACCCAAGAUCAUCGCCUCACCUGGCCCGGGAUGUGCGGCGCGGUCCGGCUCGGGGCGCACGGAGGUCCCCAGCCCCGCCGCGGUGUCUGAGCCGCAGCCGGCCCCCGGCGCCCCAAGCUGAAGACCAGGCUCUCCGCUGGCCCCUGGAGCAUGCCCACACUCCUGCCCAAUGAUCCUCUUGCAGCACACCGGACUUCCUUCCCCUGAGCAGCUCUCACCCCCUCUUCCUAUGUCAGUGGCUACCAGGUCAAGAACCACCUUUCUGCAGAGACCUCUGGGGCUGGAGGCCACUUUGCCCCUGGCCAGGGCACAGGAGCUCACUCGAGCUGGGGCGGUGGAGCAGGAUUUUGCACUGGAGGAACUAUGUAGGCCUCUGUAUUGUAAACUCUGUAAUGUCACCUUGAACUCAGCCCAGCAAGCUCAAGCUCAUUAUCAGGGUAAAAAUCAUAGUAAGAAACUCCGGAAUUACUAUGCGGCAAGUUGCUGUCCACCCUCUACCAGAAUGAGCAAUAUAGUAGAGCCUGUACCCCCUCCUGUUGUGCCAGCUCCCCCCCAGGUGGAUGUCUCUAAGCCUGGUAGCAGAGUGAUCAGGGCCACAGAGAAUGAUUACUGUAAGCUCUGUGAUGCUUCAUUUAGUUCCUUAGCUGUGGCUCAGGCUCACUAUAAAGGGAAGAAUCACGCCAAGAGGACAAGACUUGUGGAGGCCCAGAACAACCUGUCCCUGGAUUCAUCAGAGGUGAGUCAAAGGAGGAGCCGGAAGGAAGGGAAUGAAUAUAAAAUGAUGCAGAAUAGGAGGAAUGCACAUGCUCUUCAGAAUAACACAGGGCCUUACUUCAAUCCCCGAUCUCGACAGUGGAUUCCCCGUGACCUUGCCAUGUGUGUCACUCCCAGCGGUCAGUUUUAUUGCUCCAUGUGUAAUGCCGGGGCUGGUGAAGAGAUGGAGUUUCGGCAGCAUUUAGAGAGUAAACAACAUAAGAGCAAGGUGUCUGAGCAGCGGUACAGGAAUGAAAUGGAGAAUCUGGGAUACUUAUAGUGAAUUCCCUCACUCUGAUUGUCAUUUUAGAUAAAGCAGUUUGUCUUGCCUGCUUCUUUUGCCUUCUGUCAACCUGUCCUGCUUUGUGGCCAUUUUUGACAUGAAUACAUGCCUCUGCUUUUGUGGAGAUCUCUGCAAACCUAACGAUACUUGGAGGUGUUAAAAGAAUGAGCUUUUUGGGUCAUGAUGGGUUUUUAGGUUAGUUUUAUUCAGCUAAUCUUCAGAAGGCACUUGGCCUUACCAGAUGGGAAGUAGCUUUGGAAAUUGACUAGAUGCAGGGAAGUGUAAGUUUCAGUUCUCCGUGCCUUUAUGUGGGCUACCAUCUUGGUGCAGUAUGACUAGGAUGAUUGGUAAAAAUGGUUUCAGAGUCUUUCCUGACACUUUAAUUCCUAUUAUAAUGUGAUCUCUUCAUAGAACUACAAGGGUAUGCCACUGUGUGAAUUUCACUGAACUCCCGAACAUCUAAUCCACCCUCUUUGUGGCCAAGCUUCAUUUCCAUGUCUGAUCUCUGCCUGCCUUUCACCUCUUUACCACUAUUUUCUGCUUGAUAGAUCCAUAAUUUUCAACUUUAAUCAGCUUCUUUUUAUGUAGUUCUCAGCUGUGCUAUGGGUGUCUUGAGGUCCAAACAACUUUAAAUAACCUCUGAGUUUUUAAAAAAUGUUAAAGUGUGUGUAUGAAUGAUAGUUUUCAAUCUAAGGAUCAUAUUAUGUUGUAUAAUAACAUGAACUUAUGUGGGGGUUCCCUGUCCUAAGAUUUGAACUAUUUCAUGGAUAUUAUGAAUGAUUUCAUUCUCUCCCUCUAUAUUUUCUAGGCUAAACCUAUUCAGUGUUCUAAGGGGUACUCACAAUGUCGGUUCUGUAAAUAAAGCAGGAUAAAAAAAAGUUUUUUAAUUUUCACCAUUUCUGCAUUUAAAUACAUAGUGUUUGGUUAUCUUUCCUUUUAUACUUUAUCUUCUCUGGAAUGACUACAAUCAUUCUAGAAUAUUGUGCAUGUCUGAUCAUCGAAUUAGGCAUCUCCUUGCACCUUCUCUUCCUUGUAUGACUGCUUCCUGCUUUCUCUUCUAUAGGUGCUUGGGUAACCUAUGUAGUGCUUUGUAGUGUUGGGCGAAAUUGUAUACUUCAUUUCUCAGAAAGACGGUAUUGUUGCUACUUUUUUCUAACCUUUUGCUCCUUUUAAAUUAAAAAGGGCCAAGGCUAAAAAUUCCUUUAAAAGACUAUUUCUCUGUGAAUUUUAUUUUAGUUUGUAUCAUUUGUCCAAAUUUCACCUUUUGCUGCUUAUUCAGUUAAACUGCCCCUCAGCAUUUCUUGUAAUUGUCCUCACCCUUCUCCAUUUUCCUUCAAGUAGAAUAUGAGAUCAAUUUCAGAGUACUGUAGUUUCUUCAUUUUUAUACUUGAACUUGGGGACAAUUAGAUGACAGCUAAGAGACUUGCUUUCUAUGAAAAAUGGUAGAAGUAUCAAGGGAUAGGUAUUUCAUUCUAGAGAUGGGAGGACAAUUAACUCUGUGACCGCUUAGAGGUCUGCCUCAAAAAUGAGCAAUUGAGGGUUAUUUUAGGUCUUUCCCAUUGACUGUAAAUUCUUUCCUUUGCUGCUCAAGGUCUCUCUAUGUAAUAUCCCUGUGCUGGCAAUUUAAUUCUGUGAAUCUGGAAGUUGUGUCUUCUGUUAUUAUGUCAGGAUGUUCAGUUUUUGUUUGAAGUACCAGGAAGAACUUGCUUCUUAUUUCAGAACUCUAUAGAGAAAAUGCUGGAUGCUGAUUUUAUUUUCCAGAAGUUGGUUUGCACUCUUCUUUAGUCAUGCAUUUGUUUUGUUUGUUUUUGUGAGGCAAUUGGGGACUCAGUAGCCUUUAAGGUCUCUCUCUUUUUUUUUUCUUUUUCUUUUUUUAAUUUCUUUUCUUUUUUUUUUUGGUGGGGCAAUGAGGGUUAAGUGACUUGCCCAGGGUCACACGUCUAGUAGGUGUCAAGUGUCCUGAAUCCAGGGCCAGUGCUCUAUCCACUGUGCCAUCUAGCCGUCCCCAUUUGCAAAUGAAAUAGAAUCGAGUUUUGGUCUCUAACCUUCCAGCUGCUCCAUACACUAGGAAUAUACUUAUAUUUUCUUUCUACUUGUGUGACCUUAAAUAAGCAACUUCCCCAUAAAACCUAUGUUUCUAAUUUGUAAAUGAAAGGAUGACCCUACAUGGCUUAAGGAUGUGGGCUCCCAGUGGUAUUAAUGACCAUUAGGAGCCUCGUUUAAAAAAUUUUUUUUUAAAAAGAAAGUUGGAUGAAAGACAUUAGCUCUUGCUAGCUAUAAUUUCUUCCUAGCUAUAAUUUCCUUGCACUAAAAGAGAGCCAGCAGUUUGGGCAUAUAACGAUUGCCUGUAACUAUUCCAGUCUUACUCUUUCAGACUCCAGAGUCUUUCUGCCUUCACCACUCACUGUCAUUCAUUGUGGUUCCAUUCCAUGCCCAUUGGAAGAAUCCCUAAGAUAGAUUCCAGUUUAGAAUUUGUUUUUGCAAUGAAUUACACGGUGUGAUAUUUUAAAAGGAGAAUGACCAAAGUUACCAGGGAGCAUAUCUUGGAAUUAAUACAGGUUUGCACAAUAGUUGUAAAUUCUUAUGCUUGCACCCCUCCUUUCCAGUGACUAUUCCCUUAGGUCAUGUAGCCUCUUGGUGGUACUUUGUUUUUGUUUUUGUUUUUUUGAUGAGGCAAUUGGGGUUAAGUGACUUGCCCAGGGUCACACAGCUAGUAAGUGUUAAGUGUCUGAGGUCAGAUUUGAACUCAGGUCCUCCUGAAUCCAGGGCUGGUGCUCUAUCCACUGCGCCACCUAGCUGCCCCCCUCUUGGUGGUACUUUGAGCAAUGGGAUGAGAGAUUUGCUGGGUUUUCUUUCUUUCUUUUUAAAACUGAGCUCUGACUUACUACAAAAUGCUUUAGGGUUUCAGUCCUAUUGCUUUCCAGAUUCAUAAUAGUAUUUGUGGGUUAUGUGUAUUCAUGUGUGUGUGUGUGUAUUUGUAUGUGAGCAUAGACUCACACAUAUGGUCUUUGUGAAAGGUCUAAAGCCCUGGAAAUGUUUAAUUUGAGGUAUCCUUAAGUUGAGGCCUGUGAACUUUUAAAAAAAUAUAUUUUGAUGACUAUAUUCUAAUUUAAUUGGUUUCCUUUGCAAUCCUAUUAUGUAUUUUAUAUUCUCCAUUAAAAAAAAAUACACACAGACACACACCAUUAUUCUAAGAAAGGGUCCAUAGUUUUCACCAGAUAGCCAAAGGUGGGACCUUUGAAAAAAAAAACACCAAAAACAUUAAGGGCAACUGGUUUAGUCAAAGAAAGUCAGUAGAUUUCAAGGGUCAUCUGAAAGAAUGGAAAAACAUUUUGAAUACAGAGAAUUUGUGUUCAGAAAUUGGCAUUAGGAUGUAAUGUUUUCACACCUCAGCUGCUGUUCAUUGCAAGAUGCUAAGGCCUCCCAGUUGUCAAAUGGACUGGCCCAUUUAAAUGGCUAGAUCAUUGACAUUUUUUCAAAAGGACAGAAAACCACAUGUAUUAUGUAAUUCAGUCUCCUCUACCUAAAAGGGGAAGUAACUAAAGAUUGUGUUCUUCUUUUGGAUAUCAAAUGCUUUAUUUAGCAGGUUGUGACGUCCAUAUUUCUUGUGUCCAUGUUGUUUUGUUUCCUUGUCCUUCCUGGCUGAAGUGAAUUUUGUGAGUUGCCCAGGGAGCUUUUCUGAAUCCUAUAUUGUUUCCUUAGGAAAAACAUUUCUGUCUUGGUUUUUCCUUAUAACUUUAGCUGCUAAAGCUGUCUUAAGAUUUUUGGGAAUAUAAUGGCCGAGAUGAAGAGUUAUGGGUUUUUUUAGCUCAUUUUUGUAUUGUGCAAAUUAAAUGGCUAGAGUUUCUAUUCCAUGGAACCUUCUUAUAGAUCAGUUAGUCAGUCCAGCAUUUAUUAAAAACUUACCAUGUGCCAGAUACUGUGCUAAACCCUUGGGGUACAGAGGCAAAAACGAUCCUUGAAGAACUUCCAUCCUAGAACAGGGGCUUCAGACCUAUUUAAAUGAGCAUAAACAUUGCACAAAUGGAUAAAUGAUCCUCAAGAGCCUCCUGUAAAGUGGAUGGCCCUACUGCCAGCUUGAAGACAGAGGAAAGCAUCCCUCAUGCCUAUAUUUAUACCUGUUCUCCUUAGAUGAGAAGUCAGGGAAUUUUGAAGUCAUUUGCUUCUUCAGAUUUGAGUUUUGCACUUCUAAAAGUAAAGUUUGAGAGGCCAGAUUGGAGGUACAAGAUGUGAGAACUCGGUGUUAUUGGUUCACAUUAUCAGUUAUACUGAUUAGUAUGAGCUUAAUGGGAAUGUGCAGGUGGAAAUAAAAAAAAUGACUAACCUACAUGCUUAAAUUUAUUAUCUUUAAAAAAUAGUCUGAUCUUUCUUCCUGAAGUUCACAAAUAAUAAAAAUAUUUUUUAAAAAAAUUAUCAUUGAAGGGUAACCUGGCUUAGUAUAUGGAGGCUGGCCAAAAGAACCUGGAUUCAGGGCCUACUUUUGCAUGCCCUGGCUUUGUGGCCCUGCACCAGAGACUUUGGGGCCUCUUUGCUUUAAACAAAUGUCGAAGAUUAUAAAUUGUCAGUCUCAGUUGGGAGAGUUAGUUUCUACACCCAACGUCCCAUAUGCAGAUGAAAUCACAGGUUUGGGGACCCCUACCCCCCAAAUUGUACUAGCUCUUCAUUUGAAUGUUGAGUUUCUUCUUUACCAGUUCCCAGACCUUUGUUUAAAUGGUUUCUCAAAAAACUGCUAAUGUCCCCCAGAUUGGUGAUUUCUCCUUAUUUUGAAGGGGAAGGCUCAUUCAGGAGUCCCUUUUCCCAUGUAGGAUAGUGAUAAAGAUCACACCUGUGAUUUCACUGGUCUAGAGAGUAGCCAGGUGAGGAAAUUCCCUCUGCCAGUCAAGUCUGCCCUUCUCUUCAACUUUAUGGUCUUAGUAGGUAAGUGACUUGCUUAAGGUCCCAAAGAAGUGUAGUAUCAAAAUAAUUUAACCCAGGUCCUCUGGCUUCUAGGCCAGUUCUCCAUUCACUGUUGUGUGUGCAUCCUUGCCCACAUAGCCACUUGCCUCUGGCAAUAGUAGUAAGCUUAAGAACCUGCAGGCACUUGUAGUCUGGGCUUUAAGCAAGCGUGUCUGCAGGUCCUCAAGUGAUCACAAACCCCAAGAGGGAAGAAACUGAUUAAGCCAGUCCUGGGCUAGUUUGAAUUCCAGUGUAGAGAUUGACAGCCUGGAGCUAAGUGGGUUUGUGCAAUCCUUUAUGCCAACAUUAUUAUUGCAUGUAAUCUUAGAGUGACCAAUACUCCCUAUUGAUCAGACACCAGACCAUCAGAAAGUGGUUCCUGAAAAUUAACCCAGUUUUCCCACAGUGACAAUGAUAGCUUCCCCCCUCCGUUAUGAUACAUUUUUUCAUUUAUCUUUAAAUAGAAUUUGGGGUGGGGAAACUAGGUUUAAUAUUUGCAAUAGUCUUAAUUUCUACAUUCUUUUCAUUAACCUGUCUGUUCCAGAGGGAUCAUGGUUAUACGUUUGCCAAUGUAAUAUGUUAGAAAGGAUUUCCUCUAUGGUCAUGAAUUGUCUUUUCUUGUUUUGAUUAAGAUGUUCAUCUUACAGACCACAGAGCCGAGGACUUUGUUUCCCUGCUUCAUUUCAUUUUUAGCUCUUACUUUCCAGGUAUAAACCCAUAUUGUGAAUCCACUUCUACCUUUGAGUCACUGACAUUUUUUUUUUAAGGUACCACUUCACCUCAAUUGAGAAAGUUAGGUUAAUAGAUCUUCUUUUGGACCACGCUUUUCCCAGCUUCUGCUUUGUGCCUGAGGAAUUUACUGAGGCAAUUCCCACCAGAUCUGGAAGCUCCUUGGUUGGGAUCAUUUCAAGAAUGCCAUCUUAAGGUUUCCUACAACUCUUUCUAAAAUUGAAAAUAAGAAUUUAUUCCCCUUCUUGUGAGCUUUUUUUUUUAAUUGACCUAUGAUUUUUUUUCAACUCUUGGUCAUUUAGGGUUGGUUGAGUAUCCAUUCUGAGCUUUCUCCAAGCUGGUUUUCUACCUCCUGUUCCAUUACCCUUCUUUUAGGGUGCUUUGGCUAUUUUGAAAGUUUCUUCUGCCUGAGAACAAAAGAGAGUAUAAAGAGAUGAGGUGAAACUGACCCUUUUAGUUGAAUAAGUUUCAGCUGUUGGAGUAAAAAUGUCUGGGAGGUUGGGAAAUUGACGCCAUUGACUUAAAUGGAGUGUUUGGAUUGACCAAGGACUGUAAAUGUCCAAACUCCUUUGGCAGAAGUUAGGGUGGGUAAUUGAAUGUUGAUUGCACGUACUCAAGUCAUGAGCCUUAUUAAUGAUACAUAGAGCAUUUCUCUAGUGCUGUUCAGCCAUAAAUGAGUUCCAUUGCAUAUCCUUAUAUUUUAUUAUUUAUGUCUACUUGGUGAGCAAAGCCUGGCUGAUUUGGCCUGGGGCCUAGUGAGCCAGAAUUAAAUCUUAGAAAUUCCUAAUGUGUACUCCUCGCCUCAAAGCCACCGAACACUGCCACUGGGCCCACAAAAGAAUGAUGAGAAAAUGUGUUUUACUUAUUGGAAUUUUUUUUAUUUGUUGUAAACUUGUUUUUUUUUUUAAUUUUUUUUAGUUCUGAAGGAUUAAUAUAGUUAAUUGACUAGCAACAUUUUUUUUUUUUUUAGUGAGGCAAUUGGGGUUAAGUGACUUGCCCAGGGUCACACAGCUAGUAAGUGUUAAGUGUCUGAGGCCGGAUUUGAACUCAGGUACUCCU